AUGCGGAGAGUCAUCAGGACUGCCUUGCACAACAUGGACAGGGAAGCCAGAGAGCAUUAUUCCGUUGUCAUUCAAGCCAAAGAUAUGGCUGGGCAGGUCGGAGGGCUGUCAGGGUCAACAACUGUAAAUAUCACACUCACUGAUGUCAACGACAAUCCACCCAGGUUUCCUCAGAAACACUACCAGCUGUAUGUUCCUGAGUCAGCUCAAGUUGGAUCAGCAGUUGGCAAAAUCAAAGCAAAUGAUGCAGACACUGGCUCAAACGCAGACAUGAAGUACACAAUUAUCAAUGGCGAUGGCUCUGGGGUGUUCUCCAUAUCGACUCCACUCAACUAUGAAAAAAAGAAAUCAUAUACACUUAAUAUAGAAGGAGCAAAUACUCACCUUGAUUUCCGCUUUUCUCACUUGGGACCAUUCAAAGAUGUAACAAUGUUGAAGGUCAUCGUUGGCGAUGUGGAUGAACCUCCACUCUUCUCUAUGCCUUCUUAUGUCAUGGAAGUUUAUGAAAAUGCGAAGAUUGGAACUCCUGUUGGCACAGUAACAGCACAAGAUCCUGACACUGCAAACAGUUUAGUGAGAUAUUUCAUUGAUCAUAACACAGAAGAAGAUAGGUAUUUCACCAUUGAUGCUAGUACUGGGACCAUUAAGACUGCCAAGAUCUUUGACAGAGAGGAGACACCUUGGUACAACAUCACAGUGGCUGCUUCUGAGAUAGACAAUCCUGGGCUGGUGAGCCAUGUUCCAGUUGGUGUUAGAAUCCUGGAUGUCAAUGACAAUCCUCCAGAGCUUGCCAGAGAUUAUGAUGUAGUCGUCUGUGAAAAUGCAAAACCUGGUCAGGUAAUUCAGACUAUCACUGCAACUGACAAAGAUAACUCAGCAAAUGGGGCAAGAUUCCAUUUUUCCCUUGAUGAAGGGCUUUCUUUGAAUCCCAACUUUACUCUAAGGAACAAUGAAGAUAAUACAGCCAGUAUUGUGACAAGACGAAGGAGAUAUAGUCGAACCACUCAAGAUGUUUAUUACCUGCCAGUUUUGAUUUCUGAUGGUGGAGUGCCCCCUCUCAGCAGCAGCAGUACCCUCACCAUUAGGGUUUGUGCAUGUGAGAGAGAUGGACGAGUGAGAACUUGCCAUGCUGAAGCUUUCCUCUCCUCAGCUGGUUUGAGCACAGGAGCUUUAAUUGCAAUCCUGCUCUGCGUCGUCAUUCUUCUUGCAAUUGUGGUCCUUUUCAUCACCUUAAGACGUAGCAAGAAGGAGCCCUUGAUCAUUUCAGAAGAAGACGUACGGGAAAAUGUUGUGACAUAUGAUGAUGAGGGCGGUGGAGAGGAAGAUACAGAAGCAUUUGACAUCACAGCACUGCGGAAUCCAUCUGCUGCUGAAGAGCUAAAAUACCGGAGGGAUGUUCGUCCUGAAGCAAAGCCUGUGUCAAGGCAUCAUCCCUCCUCAAGCCUUGACAGUAUAGAUGUUCAGGAGUUCAUUAAACAAAGACUGGCAGAGGCUGAUCUGGACCCCAGCGUGCCCCCGUAUGACUCCCUGCAGACAUAUGCCUAUGAGGGUCAUAGAUCAGAAGCUGGAUCUAUCAGCUCUCUGGAUUCGGCCACAACACACUCUGACCAGGAUUAUAAUUACCUUGGAGACUGGGGACCUGAGUUCAAGAAGCUAGCUGAACUCUAUGGGGAAAUAGAAUCAGAGAGAACAACUUAG
This is a messenger RNA of Acanthisitta chloris (rifleman), 1698 nucleotides long. RefSeq names its product cadherin-18. Gene Ontology annotation, cellular component: adherens junction; catenin complex; plasma membrane. NCBI's taxonomy places the organism in Eukaryota, Metazoa, Chordata, Aves, Passeriformes, Acanthisittidae. The transcript has 9 exons. Gene Ontology annotation, molecular function: calcium ion binding; cadherin binding. The coding region runs from base 1 to 1698 and encodes 565 amino acids. The record is from RefSeq and is a predicted model, not a curated record. Gene Ontology annotation, biological process: calcium-dependent cell-cell adhesion; adherens junction organization; multicellular organism development.